This is a messenger RNA of Babesia microti strain RI, 1293 nucleotides long. RefSeq names its product Pepsin A. Bases 1 to 1293 code for a protein of 430 amino acids. Gene Ontology annotation, molecular function: aspartic-type endopeptidase activity. NCBI's taxonomy places the organism in Eukaryota, Apicomplexa, Aconoidasida, Piroplasmida, Babesiidae. The record is from RefSeq and is a predicted model, not a curated record. The transcript is spliced from 7 exons. Gene Ontology annotation, biological process: proteolysis.
AUGUUAUAUAAUGAAAUACUCAUUUGUUGUACAAUAAUAUGUAUUACACUCAAUGCAGCAUUUUCCCUGAAACACCAUCAAUUCACGGAUGUGAAAAAUUGCGAUGUUUGCAAGGGAAAUGAAUGUAGGCUUUGCGUUUAUAGCCCAAAUUCCCCCAAAGCUGAGGAGGGCGAUUUAUCGAUAUUUUUAGACGAAAACCAUAAAAAUGUUAAGAAAGGAUCUUACUAUUCUGCAAUUAGAGGCAAAGGAAUCGGUGGAAGCUUGGGGAGUCUGUACAGUAACAAUAGUUAUGAAAUGAUAACCAUAAAUCACAUAAGGAAUAGCCAAUAUACUGGAGAGGUGGAAAUUGGAAAUCCUAGGCAAAAAAUAUAUCCGAUAUUCGACACAGGGAGCACAAAUUUAUGGACAGUAGGCUCCGAUUGUUCUAGCGAAUAUUGUCAAAAUGUUCAUGUUUUCGAUCCGGAAGCAUCAAAAACAUUUUCAAAAAUGAAAAAUACUAACGAUAUAUAUAUAAAGUUUGGCACUGGUGAAGUUGAGGGAUAUGCCGGAAAGGAUACUGUCAAAAUUGGCAAUCUAAUCGCCCAUAACCAAUCAUUUGGUAUUAUUGUAAAGGAAUCUGCAGAAUCUCCUAUUAACAAUCCUUUUAAGGCUAUACAGUUUGAAGGCAUUGUUGGACUUGGAUUUCCAGAUAUGUCAAGCAUUCCAGGAACACCAAUAUUUGACAAUUUAGCACACCAGAAUCUGAUAUCUACAGAAUUCUCCUUUUAUUUUUCAAAAGAUUCCUACAAAAACUCAUAUUUAUUUAUUGGAGGAAUAGAUGAACAAUAUUACAAAGGUCCAGUACACAUGUUUCCCGUCGCCCGUGAACAUUACUGGGAAGUUAAGCUGGAUGCGUUAUAUAUUGAUGAUAUUAAGUUUUGCUGUGAUGAACCAAGUUAUAUAAUCUUUGACUCUGGUACAUCAUUUAAUACAUUACCAAGUCAUGAAAUUAAAAAGUUCUUCAAACGAUUUCCUGAAGUGAAUUGUGAAGAUAUAGAUAAUUGGCCAGUGAUAACAUAUGUAAUCCAUGGAAUAAGAAUUAAACUUACACCCCAUCAAUAUGUUUUGAAAACUGGAGUCAAAUGUAGACCAGCAUAUAUGCAAUUGGAUGUGCCAAGCGAAUUUGGUCAUGCAUAUAUUUUGGGAACAUAUUCUUUUAUGCGCCAUUAUGUAACAAUUUACAAGCGAUCAAUGCAACAUGGACAGCCGUCCUUGGUUGGUGUUGCUAAGGCUAAUCAUAAUGAGGAGUUUUGA